AUGUUUAGCCGUCGCAAGCGAAGCUCUUCUCAUCACCAGGAGGAUCGAAUUCUGCCGAUGGAACCACCCGUGCCAGGCCACAAGCUAACCUCUACGCCUUCUGCUCUCCAGCCACUCCCCACACCGGCCUCCCAAUCUGCGCAGUCCGCCGCCAGCCAUGCCUUCCUGCAGUCACAGCCAUCCUCGAGCAGCCUAUCCUCCGCCGCGGCCGCGGCAGCCCUGCGCAACCUCUCGCCCACCCCGACGCCCGUAGAAGAUGUCCAAACCAAGCGGAUGGUGCAGCGGCGGGCCUCGACUCAGUCCCAAGCGAGCCCGAUCGUCACUCGUCGGUCAGCGAGUGUCAGUGGGACUCUUCGUCGAUCGAACAGCUCGAGUUCAAUGACGGCCCGGACUUUUCGCGAGCAAUCGCCCCAUCGUCCGAUUAGCAGCUCCGGCCCCGUCGAUGUGCCUCCAUUGCCAUCCCUGCCGGCGCAGUAUGAACCGCGAAAGCUUCCGAGCCGGCGCGCUGUGAGCAUGGAGCCGACGGCACGGUUGCCCCCGGGAUCGCCAAAGUCUCCGCAACGCUCUGGGGUGCGCGGCGUGAGUGUGGACCGGGAACGUGACAGGGGGUCCGCUGCGCACUCCGCUCCCCAUCACAGGGUAACCAGCCUCAGCACGGUUCCUGAGGUAGAGCGACCCGUCAGCCGGGGUUCGGUGAAUUUCUCGUACCCGAUGGGCGUGCGCCCAAACUCUCCGAAUUCGUUUGAGAAUCGCCCGAUGAAUCUGGAUGAAGCUGCGGCUCGCGAGCUGCCUUCAUCGGACGUGACUAGUAUCCAGCAGUCUAUUUCUCAUUCUUCUGAUAAACCAGUCAACGGGAGAGCAAGGUCGCAUGUACCAGGCGGUGCAGGAGGGAACCAUGUCGAAAACAAGUCUGCGGUUACUCCUUCGGUUGGUACUGCUCUCGCUGCCGCUCAGGCAGUCAGCCCACAGAAAAGUAAUGCGCGGGUCGACCAUGUGCAUACGCAGGCUGAGCGAACGAGCGAAAGACCUUUGGCGACUAACUCGUUGGACUCUCGUGUGGGUAAUGUACGGCCUAGCGUGGUCACAAGCUCGGCAACGGAGCACCCGUCUUCUCGAGCCGUCCCCGAACGGUGGCCGUCUGCAGUCCCAGAACAGCCCGAGCCGGAAGGCGAGGAGGCGAACACCAAUAUCGCCAAUGCCCGGGAGGGUGGAAUCCGGUUAGCGAGCGCAUCGCCAACUGUCGAUCACGUCGAGGCCUUGUCGUCGCCUCAGUCAGUCUCUUCGGCCGAAUACAGCCCUGCCCCGCAACCAGAUAUCCGACAAUCAAGUAGCCCUGGCCGAUCUGCGCGUUUUUCGAAGUGGCUUUCGGUCACCACUGGCGACCAAAUGCACGAGCCUCCGCCGAGAUCUGUGUCUCCUGGAAAAUCGGCUUUGAAGCAUCCUCGAGGCAACUCAUUAUCGCCAGACAGAAAAACUGGGGUUGCUGGUCGAGGCAUUCCUCCACCCAGCGAAAUUUCGGAUGGUACCUCGGUGGCCUCGGACGAAGGACCCCGGGUGGGCGCGAGAAAGAAGCCUGUCAAGGUCAGCUUUGACGACGAGGCGGAAAUUGUCGGUGUCGCGGCCAGCCCUCCUACCUCUCCUGAAGAAUACAUCCCCGAGUCGCCACCUGGGAAAGCCAAGUCCCGAAUGAGUUGGUUCGGAGUUGGCAAGAAAAAAUCGUCGCCAGUAGAAAAUGCGACGGGCGACGACUUCUUUGAUGAGGUUUUGAAGCCCCGGCCGGUGCUCCCAUCGUUCGGUAGCGUUCGAAACCGGGAGGCCGGCUUCCAGGGUCCAAAAACUCAAGAAUUCAGCGACAAUGAUUCGACCACCUCUUCUGAAUCCCCUGUGGCCAGCACCCCGGGCUUUUCCUUCUCCAACGACCACACCUUUGGGGGAAUCCUUCUGAAGGACCAGCACAAAGAACAACCAAAACCGCAUGUGGUCGAUUCCCUCGAGCAAAAGUCUGUCAACGGCGGUUCAUCCCCAACUCAAACGACCGGUUCCGGUGUGAAGCCCGACGGGGCAGCGGUCAUUAGCUUCGCCGAGAAGCAGCCCUAUUCCGGCGUGGAUUCGCAGCUGUCGGUGCCUGCUAUCGCUGUGCAACCUGCUACACCGCAGCCUGAAAGCCACAGGUCAAGCCUUGAGCAGCCACGGUCGAGCCUCGAACAGUACAAAGUCCCUGGUGGUUUCCCGCCGCCUAACUCAGACCGCAACCUCAAGGGUGCAGCAAAUGCAACCAAGGCCGCGCCUGUGGCAAGCGCCGUUCCAAAGUUGGAUGAUAUGGACACCGAAGGUGAGUCCGGGGAUAGUGUCUACAGCGAUGCUGCCGAAGAUUUUGAUGGCGAUGGGUUUGGGUCCAUCAAUGCCAUCCUCGAUGGUCGGCCAAUGCCGCGGGCUACAGGAGCAUUGAGAACCAUCAGUGAGAGUCGCGACACGACUCCGCGACCUGCUGAUCGAGCUACAAUCGUUGACAGUCAGACGCGAGACGUGGCGAACCAAGCAUCUGAAGAAACUCGCUCCGUCACGCCGACCCAGGAAUCGGUUAAUCGACAGGUAGAGGGGUCUCCUACUUCUCCUACCAAGCUUCCCUUCGAAUCCCCGUACCCACCAUUGCCCAUCAAGUCAAAGGCUCGAGCCUAUAAGAAGCAGAAUGGUAUCCAAAACGAACAGACCUAUGUCUGUGGACGCCCAUGGGUCAUCUUACUUGCAAGAUCCUCGGUUCUCGAGCAACAAUGCUCCCCCGGGGUUGCCAAGAGCAAACCGCGACCCGUCUCCCUUGGUCCGGCUUUCCAGAGAAUGAGUGGCCCAGGCGCAUCUGCUGGGUUUCCCAAUCAUCUUCGCCGCACUUUGUCAAAUGGGAGCGAUUCCUCCAGCAGCUUCAAACGCUCCACCCCUUCGCCCCGUGAAGAUGGCCCGCAUUCCAUGCGACGGACCAUGAGAGCUGGUGGUCAAGUUCGGGUACAAUCUCCUUCGAACCGAGUGGAGUCUCCCACUGAACAUCGCCCACUGUCCGCUGGCUCAUCAACGGGCACAAUGCGAAAGACUCUUCGGGGUCCCGGUGCUGGUGGGGAGCGGUACUCGUUCUUCUCUACAAACAAAAGAGCCCCGAGGACGAAACCUGGCAAGUCAGGUCCCAAAUCGACGCGUGCCUCCCGUUUCAGAGAUUCAGAUGACGAGGGUGACGAGGAUCGGCCCCAGGUCUUCCGCAGUCGCUUUGCUGACUCCAGUGAUGAAGAUGAACCGGGCAGUAACACGCUCCGGCCCGUUCGCGGUAUUCCACGCCGUAAGGGUGCCCACGAUGGCGAUUCGACUGAGCUGGAAGACAGCUCCGAGGAAGAUCGGCGGCAACAAUCCCAACCAAUAGUUGCAGCGCCCCUGGAGCCGACUCCACCGGGGUCUCGCGACACAAACACUGGGCAUGGUAUGUCGGGGAUGGCUGCUGUGGCUCGGCAGCGUGGCAUGACGCAAAGGGAACUCGAGGAGUUCUUGAUGCAACCGCCUCGCGGCCGCAAGCCCGGGAUUCUCACCCGACUCGGCCUUAAGAAACCUAAGAACCCCGAGCAUCGGAUCCGCAAAGCAGACGUCGAGAGCCCUUCCAGAAGGGACACGCCACUGGAGCGAUCACGUCUGGAACGCGAGCACUUGCGGGGCGAGACCAUGGUGAAUGGAGCCCACGGCACCGGGACACCAGCGGCUGCUGCUGACGCCGAGCCGAAUUCGUCCUCGAAGCUCUUGAAGAAGAACCCCAAGCCACCAACGGGUAAUGAUUCGUGGCCGCUCCGCCCUGAAUCCAAGGAUGAACACAUCCCUCAGCCCGCCGCGGCCGAGCAGAAUCACAAUUCUCCCUCGUCCCCUCUCCGCGGCAAACAAGCUGAGCCGGCAGCAGACCAUGCGAGACGCAACAGCAGCCUUAUAAUAAACGGAGGCCAGGCAUCCCGUGUCUCUCCCGUCGCAGAGCCCGAGUCGCCCCGGACUGCCCGCUCUGGCCCAAUUUCGAACGACGACAACUCCGAUGUCACCGAUGUCACCGAUGAACACGGUCCCUCGGCGCGCGAUGUGGUGAUCUCUGGAUCUGGACGCAAGAAACGCUUUCCUUUUCUUCGCAAAGCACUCGGUCUCCGAGCUUAA
Molecule: messenger RNA, 4167 nt
Organism: Penicillium alfredii
Lineage: Eukaryota; Fungi; Ascomycota; Eurotiomycetes; Eurotiales; Aspergillaceae
Exons: 3
Coding region: 1-4167 (1388 amino acids)
Source: RefSeq, a predicted model, not a curated record